Molecule: messenger RNA, 7344 nt
Organism: Seriola dumerili (greater amberjack)
Lineage: Eukaryota; Metazoa; Chordata; Actinopteri; Carangiformes; Carangidae
Gene: nlrc5
Product: NLR family CARD domain containing 5
Exons: 54
Coding region: 57-6089 (2010 amino acids)
Molecular function (GO): protein binding
Source: RefSeq, a predicted model, not a curated record
CCUGGCUGCAGAGAGAUGCAGUCUGCGACAACAGUUGCUGCUGAUGGAGUCUGACCAUGGAUGAUGAGGUUGACCCUGGCAACGAAAAUGUGAACUCCGUCUUGGCUCAGGAAUCCUUAGAACUGUUCCACGUCCUUAGCAGUCAGUCGCCCACUGUCAUAAUGCAAUUGUGCCAAAUGAUGCCGAGUGGGGCCAGGUGCAACGUUGGCCGUCUGGGCCCCACUAGCUCUCCACCACCAGAACUCAUCAGAGCCAUGUUGGAGCACUUCAAGGUGGCCAGCGCUGCAGAUUGCAGCAACUUCCUUCAAAGCAUGUGUAUCUUGUGUGAAAAUAUGCCCAUGCGCCUGGAUUCGAGGCUCAUGUCAGUGGCUGGAUAUGCAAUCAAUAGUUGUGAAAAUUCAGGUCCCAGUCUAAUGAAUGAGGAGUUGCCUUCGCCGCCUUCAGAGCAGCAGCUCAUCAAACGGCCACGGAUUGAUCACUGGGAGCACUACAUUGCUGGAGUGAUGAGUUUGCUGCUGAGGAGGUGGGAGCGUCUGAGUGUGGGUCUGGUGAAGGAGAUCCAGCUGGAGAAUGUGUGGGUCAGCCUAAGGACAGCAAACAGAGGCAGGGACAGACCUGAUCAAACCCCUGGGCCAUCAGACAGAGGGAGCAGAACACCAGAUUUGGAUGGGGAUUUUGGGUCUUUGGAGUCUAAAGUGACUUUAGAGACCUUCCUCCAAGGAUGUGCAGGAAAGGUGACAGCUGUCGCUGGUCAGGCUGGAUCAGGAAAAACUCUCCUGAUGUCUUUAUUAGGACAGCAGUGGGCACACGGACUUGGUCCCAUCCCAUCAUCCUUUCUGUUUGUCCUGCUGGAGUUUCGUCAGCUCAAUCUACUGUCCGGCCCUCUCUCCCUGUCUGAUCUGCUAUUCCGACACUACUUCCCGCCAAAAGGCGGUGAUGAAGAAAAGGUAUAUCAGAGAGCCGUUGUGGAUUACCUCCUUUCCAAUCCAGAGCAAAGCUGUUGGGUGCUGGAUGGAUAUGAUGAGUUUUACAGCAAAGUCACCAGACAAGAUGUGCAGAGAGAACUGUUGGACCCAGAAACCCGUCUUCCCGUUGCAGACCUCAUCUCAGGGUUAUUAAAACGUCGGCUUCUUCCAGGAUGCACUGUGCUGGUCACCUGCCGUGUGCGUGAUGUCAUUGAUUUGGAGGGCAUAUCAGACAAAGUGGGGCAGCUGCUGGGAUGGGACUGCCAUGAGAUCAAGGAGUAUGUCAACAACUUCUUUGGGGUAAAAGGUGACUCAGCAAGCAGAGCUCUCGGGGCGCAGGCAGUGGAUCUCCUUCUUUCUAGUCGACACCUCCUAGCUAUGUCAUGCCUCCCUGCCCUCUGCAACAUCUGCUGCAUCUGUCUGAAGCAUCUACUGCUAGAAAAUAAAGAGGAAGGGGCAAAAGUACAAUCUGGAGACGAAGACAGAGGAAGUGAGACAGGAAGAAGAGGAGAGAGUGAAGAUCUAACAAUGGAUGUAACGAAUGGCAGAGCCCAGCUACCUCCCACACUAGCCCAGAUACCCUCCACUCUUACCCAGGUCUACCUCACUGUUGUCACUGCAUUUCUGAGCCGUGAGCCUGAUAAAGGAGGAAAAUCCGACAUGGCAACGACCACAAGACCUCCACAAAGCACUGUCUGUAGGCUGAGUCAGUAUCCCUCUGAGUUGUGUGAGCUAAGUCAGCUGGCUUGGAGAGGUUUAGAGGAAGGCAAGAUCGUCUUCUUGAAAGAAGAUAUUCCUCAGGAAGUUCUGGAGUUUUCACUCAGGACAGGGCUCUUCUCACAGGUGGAGCUCAGACGUGAGGAUGGGAUGCUUGUCAAGGCCUACAGUUUCAUUCAUCUGACAAUACAGGAAUUUUUGGCUGCACUCAGAAUCAUGACCAGUAAUGAUGUUAGUGACAUGCAGCUCAAGAAGAGAUUCAGUCUGAAAACUCGUUGGACGACCAAGUCGGACCAGAGGACAGUCUUCACUGACUCUCUGUACCUAUAUGUAUGUGGUCUUGCUUCCCAACACUGCACUUCAGCCUUAGUUCAAUUAGCUACAGCUUCUGGUGGUACGGGAGUCCAAAGUUGGGUCCAAAAGCGACAAGCCCUUAUUCUGAACCUGCUAAGCAACCUGUGCCACAGCAACACCCUGACUGGACCCAAGAUACUAGAGCUUUGCCACUGUGUCCAGGAGAGCCAGGACCACCAGCUGGCUAAGAAAGUUGUGGAUACGAGACCUACCCUGGAGCUGCGCAACAUCUGGCUAUUGCCUAAUGACAUUGAGGCUCUGGCUUUUGUAGUUAACUCAGUAGGUAAUAAUGGCAUCGGCUUGGACUUUGGAGCAUGUUCAAUGGAACUGGAGUGUUUAGAUGUCCUGCCCAGGUGUCAGUACAUUCACUACCUCAGUUUUCGCAGCCGCAAGUAUGGUGACAAGUUUGCUGAGAAGCUGUCCUCCAUUUUGCCUGAAUUCACAACCCUGAGGAAACUCGAGUUUUGUGGUGCCAGUCUGACUGCCACAGGAGCAGCUAGUUUGGCUUCUGCUCUAGAGAAGUGUCCAGACAUCACUGAAAUCAAUCUAAGUGACAACAGUCUGAAAGAUGAAGGGAUCAAACACAUAGCUGAUAUCUUUGCCAAACUACCAAAACUGGUCUCUGUAAUGCUGAGUCGAAACAACAGCUCUCUGAAAGCAGUGGACUACCUCAUUGGGAAAAUGUCUUCGUGUUUGAACAUCCAGCAUGUUCAUGCAGAUGCAAUGAAAGAAGUGAGAAUUACUUUCUAUCAAAACUCAGAUAUGAACAGCAAUAAAACUAAGUCUGAACCAACAAUCAGCCUGUUGAACCAGAAAUGGAACAAGCCUGAGAUGCAGAAAGUUGCAAACUCAUUAGCGUGUUGCCCUGCCAUAUCCGUCCUGGAUUUGUCCGGAGGCCAGUGGGAUGUGGAAAUUCUGAAGACACUGACUGAGUUUUUGCUGAAGUUCAAUGUCACCAACAAGAUCAUUCUCAAUGACAGCUGCUCUUCGGUGGAGGGCUUGGUUGUUCUGACUGCUCUGCUCUCGAAGUGUCCUGCUGUGGUGGAUCUUCAUAUCAGACUACAGUCUAGUCCAGAUCCUGUUCAGGUGUCUAUUGUGUUCUCUGGAGGGAGAGAAAAUCCUGCAGAUGAAAUCUCUAAAACACUCUGUCUCAGUUGCUGUGGUCUGCUGCAUGCUGAUCUAGAGGGAGUGUGGAGCAGUUUGGGGACGUCCUGUGAUCUCACUGUGCUGGAUUUGUCCAGUAACUGUUUAGGCAACAAAGGUCUGAGGAAACUACUGGAUUUCCUGCCUCAUCUUAGCCACAUCCAAGAAAUCAAUGCCACGAACAAUGACAUCGACAUGGAGGGAGUGGUGAUGUUGGCUGGUGCUUUGUGCUCCUGUCAGGACUUAACAGAAAUUCACAUCAGUGAUGGGGGGAGACAGCAGGUGAUCCUGAAGUUCUGCUCUGACAAAAGAGACGACCAACAGCAGCUCAAGAUGUUCAGGGUAAACAAGAGCAGCAUCCUGCCAUCUGAUAUAACCUCGCUGUGUAGGAGAUUGGUCCAGUGUCGCUCCCAUUUGGAGUUAGAUUUGUCUGACAGCUCAUUGAAAGACGAGGUUGUCAAUAAUUUGGUCAAAGUCCUGCCAAAGAUGGCGUCACUGCAGAGGCUCAAUGUCAGCAACAGCAUCUUUUCCACAACUGGGGCAGUGAGUUUGGUCAGUUGUUUGACUGUCAGUCAGCGAGUCUCAUCUUUGGAGCUCAGGCCUCAGAGUGAAUGCUUCAUCCAUUUUGACAGAGUGGAAGCCAAACAACCCACCUGCAGCUUAACUCAUUUUAGCCUGAACAGUGACAGCUUGGAGAGGUUGAUUGAAGUCCUACAGCGGGUUCCUCAGCUGUCUGACCUGGAUUUGUCAAGUAACCAACUGGAAGAUGAAGGAAUGAAGCGUCUGAUGGAUUCUCUACCAAGGCUUAAAAUCACCAGCUUUGUCAACCUGAGCAACAACAGCCUGACCCAGCAGGGGCUGUUGGAUGUGGCCAGCACACUGUGUACCUGUGAUAACGUCUCAGGUGUAGAAGUCAGCCUGGGAGCAGAGCAGAAGUGUCUUGUCUGGUUCAGACAGUACGGAGGUGGUGAAAAAACUCUGAGUGUCAGCGAGAGCAGUUUGGAACGUGAACAUCUGGUCAGAUUAGCAGAGAUCGUGUCUGACUGUUCCAGUCUGACCAAACUGGAGUUAAAGAACAACUCCCUGCAGUCAGAGUGGAUUGAAGACUUUGUAAAGGUGUUGAACAUCGGUCAGAGAGGAUGCAGCGUCAGUAUUGAAGAGAGUUGGAUCAGAGCAGAGAAAGCUACUGGUUUAGUGUGUCGCUGUCUCGAGCUCAGCAGGAAUAUUCAAACUAUCGGGGUGCACCACACCACACUACACCUGUUUCUGAUGACAUCCUCUGGACUGACCUCAGUCAGCCUUGUGGACUGUGCACUAGAUGGGUGCCAGCUUGCAUCUAUGAGGAGCGUCUUCCAGAGGUGUCCUUCACUGACAGAGCUGGAUUUUUCCCACAACAGUCUGGGGAUAGAGGGAGCUGAGUCGCUCUGCACUGUUCUGCCCUUGCUGCCAAAACUCACUUCUCUCAGUAUUGUCUCCAAAGAGCCGUGUACGACUGUGGUUGAGAAGCUCUCAGAGGCUUUGCUACAGUCUACAACUGUUCAGUGCCUCAAUCUGUCCGGUCACGUGAUUAGCGACACAGCAGCACAGACUAUGACCAGAAUAUUUCCUCGUUUACGAUCACUCAAUCUGUCUCAGUGUGUAUGGUCAGCGGCUGGAGGGCUGCAGCUCGUCGAAGCACUGGGACAGUGUGUUUGUCUGGAAGGCCUUUGUCUGGACUCUGUGUACCUGGAUGAAAACAGCAUGGUGCGUCUGCCACAAGCACUGAGGAGCAUCUACUCCAUACGCAGUCUCAAGCUAAAUAAGAGUGACACAGUGGUGGGACGAUCAGGAGCAAACAUUGUGUUGGAUCUUCUGGCUGCUUUGGAAGGACUGACACUAAUGGAGGAGAUAGAGUUGGAGGGCUGGAGGAUGGCUGAAGGAGAAGUGGAGCAGCUAACCAGUCUCCUUUCUAUCUGGACGGAGCUCAGGAAGAUCAGUGUCUGUGUAUGUCCGUCCUCCAGGCUCUCGAAGAACCAUAUCAGCGACCAGUCAGGAGAAAAGCUGCUGGAGGCUUUGAUCCGCUGUAGUCAUCUAGAGGAGCUCUAUCUGGGCAGCAACCGUCUUGGUAAUCUCACUGCUGCCAAGAUGGUCCCUGAUCCACCAACAAUGACACACAUCACUGUGUUAGAUAUUUCAGAGAACGUAAUUGGAUAUGAAGGGUCAGCGAGUCUGUCUGAUGCAAUAGUAUGCAUGAAGAACCUCACCAAGAUUCAAUUGACCUCUGUUGGGACUUCACAGCUGUGUGCUGUAGUUGCCAGUCUGGCUCACUGUCCUCUCAUACAGGAUGUGGGUUUGGGAUGGAAUAAUUGUGGUGAUGAAGUGGCGCUGGAGCUGGCCCGGGUUUUGCCUUUCUGUCAGAAGAUGACCAGAAUAGAUCUGGAGUCCAACAGAGUGAGUGUUUUUGGAGUGGAGGCCCUGGGAAGAGCCUUAAAGUCGUGUCCUGCUCUUCAGCUCAUCAGAUUAUUCAUCAGAAAGCAUGAACAGGGAUCAGUUGUCUAUCCUACGACGGCAGCAGCUGGUGUCUCUAAUGGUAUGAAUAGUGAAAAGACCACUAUGUGGUGCACACAGUAUAGUGUAUAUAUAAAAAUGUUCCCAUUUGGUAUUUUUCUAAAAUGUCUUGUUUUUUUUAUCUUAAGAACUUCUCUAGGGAACAUUGUAUUGAGGUAUAAAAGUACAGUUGAAUGGUUUGUUGAGAAAAUGAAGUGUCUAUUUUUAGGACUAUUUAAAUAUAUGACUAUGCAUUUAUUGGCCUCAUUUCACAGCAGUAAGCUGAAGCAGCUGACAGCAUGGUGGUGUCCCUUCACUGUGGUCCCUUUUUUUUUUUAUUGGUUCACACUCAUUAUCAUGACGUUGGUGUGUUGUGAACAUUAAGACUGAGUUUUAAGCUUUAACUAGUGCAUGACCACCUGUGACAGACAGGUGACACAGACAAAUCUAUUCUGUUACCAGUGCAGCCUCUGACCAGAAUGCAUGUUUAAUCUAUCAUAUAACGUGAUAGAUUAAAACUAAUAUAAAGUUGGAUGAAGUCAAGUGCUGAAAUGCUAAAAUAAACAUGACUAAUUUCCAUACAGGAAAUAAUUUAAUCACUAGCCAACAUUUGCAAAAUGAACCAGCGGGCUAUAAAAUUUAUCAGAUGUAUUUUUGGUGUUUUCUCUUUUUGAGAAAACCUCAUCUUUACAUCUUGGAUGGAUAAUGUAAUGUAAUGUAAUCCGCAUAAAGUCGGUUUUGGCUAAUUAUUAAUUAGUAUGCACAUAGUAAUGUUUUUUUUGUUUGUUAAACAGACAAUUUAAGAAGCAAGAUACUAAUUUGAGGUGGUAAGAGAAAGGAGCUUUCAGUGGCAAUCACCGCUGUGAAACUAGAGUCCAUGAUGUAAAGGAUUCCUUGAUUAGUAUAUAUAAGCAGACUCUCAUACACUGAGUCACUUUGCACUGUAAUUGCGUUUACAAUAAUAAGAGGCCACAUAGGUGAGAACACAAUAAUACAUGAACUGACAGUGAGGAAAGACAGGGACCCACUCUCUGCUCUUAUGGUCAUUUAAGGUUGUGGCCUCUGUCCAAUUUGCAUAUUUAUUUCUGCUGUCAUUAAUGAAAGGAAUUAUCCUUUUUAUUAAAGUUAUUUAUUAAGUUUUGAUGCAGACUGAGUUUAAUUUUUUACAUAAGUAAAUUGUAGAUGGGGACACCACACACUGUAACAAUUACAAAAUGGGUCUCACUACUGAUAUUUCUUUUGUUGUUUCUGUUGUGUGCUGAUAAUGUUAUAAUGAUACUGUCAUUUUUUUUAAACUAGGAGAGCACCUUAUUUGUUUUCCCAUUCCUCUGUGUAUUAUUAUCCAGUUUCUUUCUGGUCUCUGCAGAGACAUUGGAUUUAAACCGGCUCAGAUGAGAAGCCUUGAAGUAACUUAUCUGUUCAAACUUGUUUUGCUUUUAAGGUUUGUGUUAAUGUUGAAUUUUGAGUUCUCAUGAGGAAAAAUUGCCUGUAUCCUUGACAUUUAACCAUUCUGACUUGCACUGAGAUGUGUCUUCAGAAUUAAAAAAGACUAUCUUGAUAUUUGGCCUUUGUUUACACUUGACACAAUCAGUUCAUUUCUUUUUCUUUAUUUUUUUCUUUCUGUUAUGUAAAAGACAAA